Molecule: messenger RNA, 1198 nt
Organism: Xyrauchen texanus (razorback sucker)
Lineage: Eukaryota; Metazoa; Chordata; Actinopteri; Cypriniformes; Catostomidae
Product: ras-related protein Rab-25-like
Exons: 5
Coding region: 166-789 (207 amino acids)
Biological process (GO): exocytosis
Cellular component (GO): recycling endosome
Molecular function (GO): GTPase activity; GTP binding
Source: RefSeq, a predicted model, not a curated record
GUGUGGUAUCUGCCUUUAGAAUAGCACAAGAAUGGAUCAAUCUCAGUCCUUUUCAGAAACCUAAACGUCUGCUUUACUCAUCUCGGUGAAUUAAAAAAAAUCGAAUAAAAAAGAAAACCACAUAGGCUUUAAAUACAGACUGACACAUCACAGCAAGAGGUGAACAUGGGGACAGAUUCAACCUACAACUUUGUCUUCAAAGUGGUAUUAAUUGGAGAAUCAGGGGUUGGAAAGAGCAACCUGCUGACACGAUUUACUAAAAAUGAGUUCAAUCAAGACAGCCGCACAACCAUUGGGGUGGAAUUUAGCACCCGGUCCAUUCAAGUGGAUACUAUUACCAUCAAGGCCCAGAUCUGGGACACAGCAGGUCUAGAGCGCUACAGGUCCAUUACCUCAGCGUAUUAUAGGGGGGCAGUUGGUGCCCUGCUUGUUUAUGACAUCACCAAACACCUAACGUAUGAAAAUGUCGAGCGAUGGCUAAAGGAACUCUAUAACCAUGCUGAUCCUCAUAUCGUGGUCAUGCUUGUGGGAAAUAAAAGUGACCUGGAUACUCUACGCACUGUACCAAGAAAGGCGGCCAAGGACUUUGCAGAGAGCAAAGGCUUACUUUACAUGGAGACGUCAGCACUAGAGUCAACUAAUGUUGAAUCUGCCUUCCUUGAAGUUCUAACAGCAAUCCAUAUGAAGGUUGCGAGUCGAGAAGUCACUCGAGGCUCUAUCAGCGCUGUGACACUGGGUCAUAUGGGCCCCAACAAUGAGUUUAAAGAGGAGAAAAAGACCUGCUGUUAGAACUCAUGACAGAUGAAUGAACAUCUAUGCAGUCACAAAGCCAUCAUGAGCAGAUACAGACUCACAUGAGAUUCACAUGUCAUACCUGCACUGAUGCAUUUCAACAGACUUGACCCUCACUGGAUGUCAUAUCAGUGAGAGAAAGAGGGGAGGAGUCAAUGUUUUUGAGGUUAUUGUUUUGUGGCUUGUUUUUUUACUUUUAGAUGUAAACGAUUGGCACUAAUAAUGAAAAACUUUGUGAUUUGUUUAGUCUUAAUUAUUCAUUUAUAGAGAGAAAUACAAAGAUGUUGUGUUGUACUGUGUCAAAUGUUGUUAUUGCUCAAUAUAACAACAUCUCAUUAUGUUUGACAUUAUUAUAUUAUGCUUUCCUAUAACUGCAACAUAAAAGUAUUUAUUUGGUAUUGAAAUG